Theileria equi strain WA is the source of this 944-nucleotide messenger RNA. Its product is annotated as er lumen protein retaining receptor, putative. The record is from RefSeq and is a predicted model, not a curated record. Lineage: Eukaryota; Apicomplexa; Aconoidasida; Piroplasmida; Theileriidae. Gene Ontology annotation, molecular function: ER lumen protein retrieval receptor activity. The coding region runs from base 92 to 943 and encodes 283 amino acids. Gene Ontology annotation, biological process: protein retention in ER lumen. The transcript has 3 exons. Gene Ontology annotation, cellular component: membrane.
GAAUUUGUAAUUUUCGAUGCACAGUAGAUAUCUAAGGAUUUAAUUAUUUUUUCCUUCAUAUACCAGCAAGGGAUUUGAUAGCCUCGCUAAAAUGGAUAAAUUGAACGAGGCGUUGCCUAAAAGCGUGCGCGAAAAGACCAAAAAGGUCAUACGCGAAAACAGGGGACAUAUCUCAAUCUAUGUCUGCUUCUUUGUUGCUUUAUUGUUCAUGUAUUUUAUCUUUUCAGACGGAGAUUUCUCAUUCUUACUCACACUCUCCUCACUCAUCAGUGUCUUGUCGUUCCUCAUUGUUAUCUACUGUAUGGAAUCCACAAAGAGUUGCAAGGGGAUUUCAUUGCAAACAAUGAUAUCUUAUUUGAUCCUCUUGUUGGCAAGGCUCUUGUCCAUUACAAUUCAUCAAGGAUAUCUUCCAUCGGACUCCUCUGGAGAUUUUCUUUACCAAUUUUCUGAGUUUAUCUGCCUUGUACUUUCUGGAUAUGUUGUUUACUUGUGCAAAGUCAGAUUCAACAACACAUAUCAAGAUGAGGACGAUAUACUUGAAUAUAAGUACCUGGUAGCCCCUUGCCUUUUGUUGGCGAUUUUCAUUCAUCCAUCGCUAAAUCACACCUUUAUAACCGAUGUCAGCUGGGUUUUCGCACUAUAUGUGGAAACGAUUUGUGUACUUCCUCAGCUUCUCAUGUUCCAGAAAGCGGACAAAGUAGUGCCUGCUGUAGCGCAUUUUACAGCCGCUCAGUCAUUGGCAAAGGUGUUAUCCUUUGUAUUCUGGCUAUCUACAUACAGAGAGUUGAACUCCAAGGGAAACAUGCUCAAGCCUUAUGUCGGACACUGGGUCAUUUUCACUCAAGUUGUGCAAAUCCUUCUUGUCGCCGACUUUGUUUUGCAUUAUAUCCGUUGUAUUACUAGGGGAAUAUCUGUCGAACUUAUUAUGUCCGAUAACGUUUAAC